AUGGAGGAAUUCGAAAAGACCGAACGAUGUGAAGUCUUCCGUCUUGGGGAUGUCGGCCUCUACGAACAGUAUCUGGUUGUAGGCGCGAACCAGGUAGGUGCGGAUAAAAACAGUUCUGCCGACUUGGUCUCACGUCAGGGAGUGGGUACUUAUCCGGGGUUGUCAUGUGAUGGACACCAAUCGUUGGAGGAUAUUUUGGGAACCGUGUAG
Messenger RNA from Echinostoma caproni, 210 nucleotides. The record is from the annotation of a GenBank genome assembly. NCBI's taxonomy places the organism in Eukaryota, Metazoa, Platyhelminthes, Trematoda, Plagiorchiida, Echinostomatidae.